Messenger RNA from Xyrichtys novacula (pearly razorfish), 26415 nucleotides. The record is from the annotation of a GenBank genome assembly. NCBI's taxonomy places the organism in Eukaryota, Metazoa, Chordata, Actinopteri, Labriformes, Labridae.
GAAUCUUGUCGUUUAUCUCCAGGAGCUCCUGAUUCUUCUCCUUCUCCUGUUUCAGCUCCUCUCUCAGGAGGUCCGUGGCCUCGGUCAGUCCUCGUUUCUCCUCCUCUCUCUGGGUGUUGGACUCUCUCAGAUGUUGGAUGGUUUGGCUCAUGUUCAGCUCCUUUUCCUCCUGAUCGGCUGUGAUCUGAAGCAGCCGCUCCAGCUCUUGUGAAAGCUGUAAGUUUGUGGAAGUCAGAUUCAGGAUUUGCUCUGUUAGCUCAGAUCUUUCCAAACUCAGAGUGAGAGUAACAGAGUGCAGUUUGGCUGAAGUCCUGUUGAGGAUCUUGUUCUGCUCCUUUAGAGCCUCGUUGUCUCGUCUCAGUUCAGUGUUUGCUUUAGAGAGCGUGUGCUGACUGUCGCUGAUGUUCUGGAGUUCAAGGAUGAAGCUUUUCCUCUCUGGUUUACCGUCUGAUCCUCUGUUAUCUGAAAGAGAAGGACACAGAAAGGAGACUUCAGAAUGAGUUCAAACUUUAGAUUUUGUAAAAGGUGAUUAUUUUUGUCCGUCUGAGGCUGAGAUGAGAUGAUCAGUAUCAACGUCUGGAUGUGGUUUCAUGAUGUUCAAUCACAAACUGCUCCUUCCUUUUAAACGAUGAUACUUCAGUCCAGUCACUCCAGUCCAGCAGGUGGCAGUAUUGCACCCCAAACAUGGUUUUAAUGCUGCUUGAAAUACUCUAAAGUCAGAGGAUACUCCUUUUAUAAUGCAAAAAAAAAGUUCUCACAGAGAGGAGCUGAAACAUGUAGAGCUCCCCCUGCUGGCUGCUUACAGAUCUCUCCUCCAUAUAAUAAAAGUUUAUCAGCAGUGUUUAUACUGGACUCUCCCAGUGUUCCCAGUCCUGGGUUAUAGUGAGCCACAGAGGUCUUAUUUCAUUUUAGAUCUUAAAUUUGCAGAUAUAUCACCUCUUAUGACCCGAGAAUCUACUCACACAGGACAGAAAGAGCCACACAGACCACGAAGAGCAGCAAACAGAGCGCCGACAGAGCGAGGGUCUGACAGAGGCGAUGACAGGCGGUUUUAUUUCUGAGGCAGGAUGAAGCUGAAAGAACAAAGAAGAAUAAAAAUAAAAUUUUUAGUCAGAAACUGGAGCUUUUUAAAAUUUUAAAGCUCCUAUACGUAAGGGUUUUUUAAUGUUAAAAAAACAUUCUAAAAUUAAUACAGAAAAAACAAGAAUAUGAAUCAUUAUUAGUAAAAGUCAGAGUGUGAAUUAACAUGAUAUAGAAGUAAAUAUAUGAUGAAGUGAUAAAAACUGAAUGUAAGACUCACACUUCUCCUGCUCCUGCUUGACUGAAGUCACAGAGUACGACCCGGAGGUGUGAGUAUUAAUCCAGGGGAUGCAGUGAUAACCCACCAUUUUACCUGCACAGACAGACACACAGACAGACACACAGAUGUCAAAUCAUGAUCCGGUGAUUUGAGAUUACCCUUUUCUCUGUAAUCUGCUCAAAAAUCUUCAGAUUCGUGUCUGAAUCGAGUCUUAAUCUGUCAGAGACUCGGGUCCUCGACAGAUUAAAGUUUACCAGCAGAGAGUUUCUGUGUUUUUUCUGAUCAGGAUCAUCAACGAUAACCGAACAUGUCUCUACAUAUCUACAGAUGAUAAAUAUCUACAACAUAAACAAGUUUACUUCAGUGCAAAGUCAUGUAAGGUUACAAAACUUUUCACUCCACAUUCUUCAGCGCUAAAAAAGUGCUGAUCUCACAUCAUUAAUCUUUAGAGCACUCGAAAUCAGAUAUCUUUUUUAAUUGUUAUUUACAGUAUAAUAAUAUCAAUAAAGGGUUGGAGUGUAAUCUGAGCUCCUCUACUUUACAAAAAAGUAAAAAUCUUCCUGCAGAGCGUUAUUUUAGCAGCACAAACUGAUAUCAAACAAACUCACCUCAGUCUGUGUUUGUUAACUGUGUGGAUCCUGGUAGUUCGUCCUGUAGAGGUCCAGAGGUGACUGACCUCCGUGUGUAAACCCACCGCUCAUUUAAAGCCCCUCACCCCCUUUAAAAGACUUUACACCUCACAGGAGGAGAAACUCUAAUAACAGACGCUUUUAUCCGAGGACACCUUAUCUCUCACCUGACAAUGGGGCCUAAAGAGACCUCUGUUAGCCUCUGUUGUCCAGAAUCACCAUGUGGUAACGGUCUCUAAGUAUCCAGCAGUUUGUCUUUUUUACAAUAUGGAUGAAAGUAAAUGGACACUUUCUCUGGUUCCUUCGUUACAAUACAAUAAUCAGGAUGAGACAGCUGUCAGGGCGAUGGUUGGAAUAUAUGUCCCCUCAAAAAUAUCUCUGGGUUUUGGGUGUUUUGGUACAUUUGUCAUUUUUAAUCGUCCGGGUGUUCCUCGUUUUUAUUCUCGCACAAAGUAAGUUUGUGAGCUGCAACAGUCCAACAGGGGGAGCAACAACAACAACAACAACAACAGUAAUAAUAAUAAUAAUACAAAAGGCAAUAACCUCUCUCUCUCAUGCUCUAAUGUAAAAUCACAGUAAUAGUCAGACAUUUCUGCACACUGAACAGAGUCUGUCAUAUUUCUCUCUUUGUUGUUUUUGUGCUCAUAUCAUCCUGUAGCUUCCUGCACAAAUGCACAGAUCCCUGUGUGUUUACAUAUUCUGUUCAGGUCCUGUUUAUACAGCUCUGUACUCAUCUGUAUAUGUCUACAGCUGCUUUACUUUUCUAUAUUUCUGUUUUUGUCAUCCUGAGUUUAUCGACCCGGCUCCAACACGAGUCCAAACUUCCCAGACGAUGACCCUGAUUCUGAUUUCACGUGAAACUGAAACUCCUCACUCUCAGUUUAUGAUUUAUUUUACUGCUACAUCUUCAUCCAAAUCACAGGAGAAGAUAAAACCACAUGUUUCCACCUGGCUGUGACCAGACAGUACUGUCAACACCAAACCUCUUAUUCAGGAUGUCAAACAGGAUAUGAAUGAACUUCACAGGAAACUCUGACUCUGAAUGGUUUGUUGGAUGAGCUCUCGUGAGAGUGUUAAGAUCAGGAAUGGACUAAUUAGUCACUUUUGAGAGGUUAUUAAACACCAGUGAGGCUAAAUCUUGAAGUUAGGGCAUUAAUCGAUAAAAAUGUAAGAUCUAUCGCUGACUUUGAGGGCGUAAAAUCAGACACAAUAACACACCUGAGCCCUGGAGAGUAUCUGAGGACACCUGAAGGUUUUAAAGCUGAAUGAAACUCCCAGAAAACUCAGAUUAUUAUGAUGCUAAUACAGAGAACAGCGACGUUGCACGUGUAGAUAUAUUUUGCAGGUUACAUGAUGUGCACUCUGAAAUUUAGACACCCCCUGGUCUGAAAACUGUUUGAUUUGAAGACGUAGGAACAUGCUGCAAACCAGCAGGACACUGAGUGAGAAGAGGGGCUGAGAGAUAAGAGAGACAAUGCUCUUUCUGUGCUCGGAGAAUCAACAAACAUGUGAGAGCGAUACGUGCGAGAAAGGAAAGGAAACUGUUUGUUUUAACAGCCUGUGAAACUGGCAUUGUUUCAGUGGAUCCUCGUGACUCUUUACUUCAGUCUAAAUCCUUAUAACAGGACUCUAAAGUUAUCCUUAAAAAACCUUUAUAUCAUCCCACUAAAGCAGGUUUUCUCUGUCUGUAAGAGCUGAUGGAGAGUGUGACCGAGGGUGGAGAAGGAAACAGUCAUUCUGGUUGAUGCUAAUAACCCGUUUGUGUAUCCGUGUGUGUUCACAGCUCGUUCCAGUGCAUACAGAGGACCGUCAGAGAUGGUGUUAGUGAGUCUCUUUGCUAAUGAUUCAUCUCCUUCUUAUCUGCAGAGGCCUUUACGACCCAUCAGGAACCAACAGCAUCACAGAGUCUUUAUCACGUCAAAUCAGCCCAGGUGAGAUCUGGACCUGUGAGGACUCUCUGUGUCAGAGUCUCUUAUCCUGAAACAAAGCCUCAUCCUGCAAAGUUUGCACAGACGUUAACAAACCCAAACAGAGCGAACAGGAACCAGAGCUGCCAUCUCUGUUAGAAAUGUAACACCUCCUCAUUUCAGGAGCAAAGACUUCAUGAUGCUGAAUUUCUUUUCACUCCUGUGUGCAGAAGUUUGCUGCUUUAGGUCAGUGCGGACAGUUUACUGUGUAUUUUUGUCUGUAUUAAAGCUGACCUCUCAUGGUCCCAACUGAGCAACGAUAGUCUGGUACUUUUAGUACUUUUACUAUUUUUAGGCAGAAACUGGAAAUUUUAAAGCUCCUAUAAGGUUUUUUUUUUUAUGUUAAAUAAACAUGCUAAAAUUAAUACAGAUUCCUCUAUAUGACCUUUUAUGAGCAAAUUAUACUACUUUUAUUUAUCUAUAGUUAUUUAUUAAGCCUGAAAAUGCAGCUAUGGAGUCACAUGAGUUUGUAACAGUCGGUCUAAACUUCUGCAGUACCAAAUAGUGCCACAGGGUGGCGCCACCUCGGGGGAUCAGCUAUUUGCACCCACAGUUAACCUUGUUAGACCAGCAUUAUUUCUACUCACUACAAGGUUAAUUCCUCAAAAAUGUUGGAUUUACACUUUUACCAGUUUAUUUUUUUCCUGUUAUCAUUCCUUCAAACUUUUUAUCCUCUUUUGUUUCUGUGUUUUCCAAACCUCGUGGGAAUACCAAUGAGUUUCCUCUGGGUAGAAAAAUUGACUUUAUGAAUCAAUUACUAAAAGAGCUAGCCUGACUUUUCCCUGAUCUCAGGUCUUGGUGACAAAAUAAAAAAGUUAAAUCUUCAUUGUAGGGCAUAGGCUUUUUUUUUGGAUAACAAAUUUCAACUUUUGCGCAAAUCAGCUUUAGAUUAUUGUAAUUGCUAAUCAGUGUCAAUCCUGAUAUGAGUCAGAAAUUAUAAUUCUAACCAAUAAUAAUAAUAAUAAUAUAUAUUUUUUCCUCUUGGGGACAGACUUGACAAAGCUUGAAUUUUUACUUUUAAGAAAUCUGCAUCAUGAUGCUGUUUUAUGGAAAACCUUUAACCUUUUAAUGCCUGAAACCAAAAAUUAUGGCCAAAAAAUUCAAUUUUUUUGCAGCUGAAAUGUCCUAAAAACUUUUACAAAUAUAUUUAUCUCGUUUGAUACAUCAGAUGUUUUUGGAAUCUGAUAAACCACAAGAGGACAUUUUAAUCAUUUAUCGGACUGUGUUUUUUUAGUCAUUUGUUGAUCAUAUUGAUUGAUAGAGGUAUUAUAAAAGUAUGUAUCAAAUAUGAUACAAAAGGCAAUAAAGGGCUACCUCCAAAAGAAAAUCUUUUUUUUACUUCUUAAGUUCAAACCCCUGAAAUAAACCAGAGUGAAGCCUCUGUAUGACUGCCAAUUUACAGUAAAGACUAACAGGAACAUAGAUCUCUGCAGCAUGUGACUUUUAUGGACUGACCUGAUGGAGGUCUAAUUUUUCCAAGUCUUCAUUAGGAACAAACAAACACAUUUCCCCAAGUUUGAAACCUUUAAUAUAGAAUAAAUGAAACAUAUAUAAAAACACAUAAAAAGAGAUAAACAUUUAUAUUUUUCACACUAGUUUAGGUUGCUGUCCGCAUAACUUACCAACCGUUCAAACCAGACUUACUUUAAAAAUGUAUCUCUAAACCUAAGCAGCGUAUCUUCAUAUAAAACAUGUUUUCUCAGGUGUCAUUCCUGGACUUUACUUUUCCACACCACCAGGUAAACCAGCACAGGGAUGAGGCUGACAGGGAUGACGGUGAGGGCGAUCACCAGACCCUGAGGAGCAUCCACCAGGAGCUCCUCGUUGGAACAGUUGUGGAAGUAGAAGGAGUGGAUUUCAAGGAAGAAGUCCUGAAUGUUGGAGUUUGGGUAAUAACAGUUGACCAAAUUAGACAGCUUCUCCAGGCACAAUGUCAUUUCGUGGUACGGCCUGCAACAGCGAUACAGAAAGAGAAAGCCUUGUAUUAAUUAUGAUAACAGUUAGGGGACAACUUAAUUUUUUACAGCAUUUUAUGACUUUUCAAAAGCAGAAAAUCCCAAAGUUAUCAGCCAACUAUUAUGAAUUAAAAAUAUUUAACAUCUAGACUACACCGAACUUUCUAUGUCAAUGUUAAUAAUGUAUCGACCGAGUCAGAGUAAUUGAUUAGAAAUAGAGAAAAUGAUUAAAAGUUUCAGUAAUCACAAAACAUAUAUAUGUUGAUACUCCAACUAAACUUAACUACUUUGGUGAUUAAUAUUACUCUGAUAACGCUGAAAAUUUACACCCAAUUUUUAAAAAUAGUAAUGUUUAUAUUGUCCCUGUUUGCAAAUAGAGAGAAAGGUUGGUUUUUACAGGAAGAUACUUUUCUGUAUUUGUGAAUCAAAGGGGCAUAAAAUGAAUUUUCUAUAUAUAUAUAUAUAUAUAUAUAUAUAUAUAUAUAUAUAUAUAUAUAUAUAAUUUUUAUUAAAUUUAAUAUUAUUAUAAUCACCAACACUUUGCCGGCUAUUGGUUGUUGAAGCCAUUUAAUGAUGCUGAAAUUAGUGAAACAGCGCCCCCCUAAAUUCAACUCCUUGUAUGAGUGGUCAAACAUGGGUACUGCACUCUAAGACGGUUAUGGCAGGUAACCGGGAGGAGGAAAGUUAACUUUCAGAAGAUAACAAACGUGUGUCAGUCGUUUUUGCGACGUUGUGACGCUGUUAUUCGACAGAAGCAGAUUCUUUAAAGCUAAAUUGAAAUUUGAGUCUUACUUUUUUCCACUUAGAAAUUAAUUAAACAAAGGAAGUAGUAAGUUUGUUGAUAACCAGCUAGCAUGUCGAAGUGGAUGACAACGGCGGCUAGCUAAUGUUGACUAGCUUGCGGAGGAAGAAGGAGGAAUUUCCAUAAACUAAUGCUGGAUUUUGACGAUUUGGCCUACAAGACAAAGUCAGAAAAUGCACUCCUGCAUUUCUACGUCAAACAACGUGAGUAAAAUAUAAUCUUUUGUCUCCUGUUUUCUUCUGGCUGGUUUUGGCACAGGUGGUUUGACAAAUUGUGCUACCGAACAUAGCGGUUCUCAACUUAUCUGCGCAUGCGCAUGCCAACGGCUCUCUCUCUGGCAGCGUCUACAUAUAAUGUUUGUUCAUUUUCAGUCAGUCCCUCCAUUAUUGUUUAUUGAAAAUGUCAAUAAUAAGCUACCAGGGCUCCACAGUGUGACUAAAAAUAGAUGUGUGCGAAUUGUAAAAUGUACUUAGGGUCACAUGUGCGCUAAAAAAAAAAAAUCAGUCAAGGCCACAAAUGUUUUUUCCCGUAAAUACCGCGGCGAGGUUAGUUUUAGGUUGGAUAUUCGACGGACAUUUGCUGUGGAUCUACCGGUGUCUCCUCACUCUCCAUAACCGGGAAUAACAACAGCAGCGCGGUUAAAUCUACUCGACACCCUCACUGUCAACGUCGGGUGUUAAAUAAGGGACCGUCAAUAAAUUACCGGUUGAUGUAUUCAGAAAAGGCUGUUAUCUUCAAUAGCUUCCAUGUCAUGUGACCAAAAGACCUAAAAUUGAUUUCAGAUAAUAGUACUUAAUCAACUAAAAAGACACACAUUAUUUGAUCAAUUUUCAUUGUGUCCCUAAAGUUCUGUGGGCUCCUGACUUUUUCAACGUAGGCGCUCAUGUGAAAAAAGUUAGUGUCAAGCCCUGACUACUUAGUCAUCCCAAUUAUCCUGGCCUGUCGGUCUUUUGCCGCUCCUCACCUGAUUAUUUUCUCGAGAUCACACCAGUUUUCUGCGCUGAUUGACUUCAUUUCCUGGUGAAAAGGGUCACCACAGUACAUGUGGCCGAGGUCUACCAGCAUGUCCUGUUGGCAGUGUUUGCCUGGAAACAUAAUCUCCUGGUCUUGAAAGUCCUCUGCAGAGUCAGGAGAAAAAAAAUCAUUAAUACACAAAAAUACAGAAACAUGCAAGUAUAUAAGUGCAACAAGGGCAUUUUAUUGUAACUCUACAGUAUAUGGUAAGCAUGCAAAGCUCAUUGGCUCCCUGUGAUACCCUACAUCAGAAUAUUUGAAUUUUCAAAUAUUUAAAUUCUAAUUUGAAGCUGAUAGUACCUGUGUCUUUAGCUUAAUGUAAACCUGCUCAAUAAUGGCAAAGCCGCUUGUUUGUAUGGAGACCUCUGGGCGAGUCCAGUAUGAACUACAGCGGGGUGACGCAGCUCAAGGAAGAACAUUUACGUUCAUUUCUUCAUGGAAAUGCAAUCAGACCGAGACGCUAAGGCAGAAGAACCACUGCGUCUGCAGUAAAAAAUGAUUAAUAUGGUGAUUAUUACUUCAAGGAAAUGAUAAAGAAAUGAUCAUAAAUGUUCUUCCUUGAGCUGAGGCACCCCGCUGUAGUCCGUAAUGGACUGGCCUGAGGUCUCUGUACAAACAAGCGGCUGCUGGGAGAGAGUAGGUGAGUUGUGUUUAGUCUCUUUGCUAAAGAAAUGAGUCAAAGUUAAAAAGAUGUUUGGCCCUUUAUAUCCUGUUGAUGAAGUUAGGUGCUGUUCCAAGCAUUAUUUGUGGCUAUAGAGUGGCGUUUUGGUUGAGCGUGUGGCACUCUGUAUUGCUAUCCUGCGGUCGUUACUAAAGUUGGUAUAACUAGAGAAGCAAGCGGUCGACAACAUUCAUCUCUCGCCGGGGUAUCUAACUUGGUGUUACGUUGUGUUUGACUUUAAAGUAAUUUUACGCUGCAAUAUCCCUUUAAGCCUCUCUUGUUGUACUCAUUCUGUCCCUCGGCUUUUCAGACACACUUAUACACCUGCUCCUCUCCCUGCUCUCAUCCUCCUCCUGCUCCUCUCCCUGCUCUCCUCUCUCCAUCAUUAAUCUCAGCAGGAGCUCUGUUUGCCUCACUUUGACCUGAGUUGCUCGAGGGGAGGGGCCACACUCAAGCUCUGCCUUAAAGGAAGAGAGGAAGGGUGCGCUUCAUUUAAAGUAGAGGAUGUAGUCGGGGUAACACAAUAGUCGGCACAAUAACAGUCUUGAUUAUUAAUCGUAUAUGAUUGUUUGAAGCCAUAUUAACAAUUGAAAAUUAACAGCCCAGCUCACUCAGCCUGAUUUAUGUGGGAGUGAGAUUUGAUUUGAAGGCCGAGAACAGAGCUCAGAAUAGAACAAUUGUUUUAUUCAAAUGUCUCAUUGUGUUUCAAAGCUUUUGUUUGAAUACCUGUUUUUGUCAUUAUGCAAUACCUAUAAUCACAGUAAUGUUUUUUUCAUUGUCAUGCAGACCCACUUACUGUAAACAGCUAAAGAAUUCCAGGAAAUAUAGACGUGAUAAAAGCGAAAGUUUCCUCUCAAAUACUCACCGUCCUCCUCAGUGAUCACAGCAGUGGUCUGGUUGUUCUGCAGUUCUUCCUCAAUACGGUGAAGCUCAUCUUUGUACGAAGUAGUGGUGAGAUUUCCAGGCUUUAGUGUACCUGGAGACGCAUUUUUAAUGAUCAUUCAAGCGGAUAUAUUCAACAUAAGUUCAUAGUUUAAAAUCUUAAAAAGGUCGAAUGGAGCUAAAGCUUCAGUGAGUAUUUUUCUGCAAAAACGGGAAAUUGUUUGAUACUUAAAACCUCCCAGAAAUUACAGUUUUGUUUUUCUCAUUUUUGGUAAAGUAAGUUGUGCUCUAAAUUAAUUGGCACAUUGAUAUAAAAUGGCAUUUAAAUCAUUUAUGAAUCACAAAAUGCUCCAAAAUUGACAGCUUACAGCCUCAGUUUCAAACGUGAAAUUUUCUGUUUCUUCACUUUGAGUUAGUUUAUAAUUAUUUAAAAGAUGUUUCUAAGCCUUUUAAGGAUCAGAUAUUUUCUAAACUAAGGACUUAAUUAAUGUAAACGACUCUCUGAUAACUCAGACGUUUCAGAGUAGAUGUUGUAAAAGUGAAUUAUCUUACUGUAGUCUGCCGUGGAUGUGAUGAAAGUUUGGUUCUCAUGACCUCCGCUCAGCUCUCCCUCUGUCCUGUUGGCUGUUUGUGCCUCCACCACACCUGCAGACAAAGAUUCAGUGAAUUAUAUGAACAUGAUAUGAAGGAGUUUUUGAGGCUCUCACAGCAGCAGUUUGUUUGCCCUCUUUCCUUCAUCGGGCACACACACACACACACACACACACACACACACACACACACACACAGAGAGAACAAUGGACACUUAUAGAAACAAGCAGCAAAGCCAGAAAACAGGAAAUUCCUCGAGAGUAAAACUCAGACUUGUGUGUGUGAAAUAAAAGCCGUGUUUGAGUGUAGGUGAGACGUACCGAGGAUGAGAGCGGGGAUGAGCAGGUUCAGGAUCAUGGUGCGGAGCGAGGAAGGGAUCAGCGCUAACCUAUGAGGCCGCUCGCUGACCUGAGGUGUCAUUAUGAGGCUGAAGGUCUGAGAGCAGAGCGCGUGAAGGAAGAGGCCCAGCCCUCUUUAUCUCAGCGCUGAUGACUCUCUGUGAUGGGUGUGUGUGUGUGUGUGAGAAAAUGUGCCUCCCAAACAAACUGAAGAAUCAACAGUCAGUUACGUUUAAAGUUUUUCAUGUUCAGAUUGAAUUAAAAAGAUAAUAAAAGAGUAAAAACACACCUGAGAUGAGAUGAUUUUAAAGGAUAAAAUAAUUCACAUGAUUAGAGGAAUAACUCCUCAGUCCAUGACCGUUUCUUAACGCCAAGCUGUGAACUGGUUUAAUUUACUGUUACUGUUAAAUGGGCGUUUUAACGUUGGUGUCAGUGGGACUUUAUGGUCUAUCCUGAAGUAGACAAACAAAGACCGGCACAGAUUUCUGCCCGUCUCUAAUAAUAUAUCGAAUUUUCUCUCAGGGAUAAAUUAAAAUUUUCUUGUCUUGGUGUAAAACAUUUUUACCAAACAGCACAAAGAAAUGCUUCUGUGAUCUAGCCGUGGCGUUGUCGUCAUGUGGCGUGUCCAGCAGGAAGUGCUUUUGGCCUCACUGCGCUGACAGCAGCAUUUAAAACCAGGCAGAACAACAACUUCACCCCCUCAAAAAAUCACCCAAGAGUAUAAAAACAUGUCACAAAACUCUUUUAAUAAAAUCCAAAACAUUUCCCCCGCAUGUUUAAGUUUCAUGUGUUGCAGAAUUAAAGUACAAACAAUUAAAUAAAUAAAAAAAUCACUGAUUCAGAAACAUUUGAUCAAACAGGAAAGUCAAAAUAUGUUUUUAUAAGAAGGUAUUGAAUCAGAUACAAAAACGUGUCAUUAAAAUAAUCAACACAAAAUACUACAUGAAAUAUGAGUUUAUUAAAUACUACACAUUCUGUAAAAGGAUAUUUAAAUCAACAUUGACAAAAAAAUAUUUCAUUAAAAACAAAAACUUUUUUUAAAAAAUUUGAUUAAAUAUUUUUGUAAUUUGAAGAAUAUUUUUGAGUUUUAAAAUGUGGUGAAAUGUUUGUACAGUUGUGUUUCAGGGUCAUUAUAGUUGGUAAUAAGUCAGAGUGGAGUAUUAGUUUCAGAGGACGGUCUUUCUGGUUCCUUUUAUUCACAUUUUUGAAUUGUUAUCACUGACAUACUGACAUUAUUUCCCCUCUUUGACUUCGUUUUAUUGGCUGUGUAAUCUGUGGAUGGAGGAUAAACUCUUUAGAGGACUGGGUCCCUAAAGUGGAUUUUAGCGUCUCUGGAAAAAUGACUUGAUUGGAUGUUCCUGCAGUACGAGAGCUGGAUGCUGUAAACCAGUGGUUCUCAACUGGUCUCACUCUGGGACCCACAUUUUCCCUUGGUCCUUCAGUCACGACCCUCUUUUAUAAAAUUCAAACCAAGAAAAUUGAUUUCUCAUAAAAAAAAAAAAAAACUCUAAAUACUGAAAUCUUUGAUACACCUAUUUUUAUUGGGUAAAGUGCAUUUACAGAACACAUGAACCGAGGAUGACAACUACUGAAGUUUCGUAUGCAGAAAAUAUCAAAUCACACAAAAUGGAGACCAGAAAAAUGAAAAAUUUGACUUAUUUGGAUCUCUGCAUUUAGAGCAUAUUCAGAAGAACCUGAGGAGGACAAAAGUGAAUAAAUAUGAAAUUAAAAAAAAUAAAAACCAAAAAAAGUUUCAUUUUACUGCAUUCAGGCCACAAUAAUAACCACGACAUAAUGCGUGCCUUUCAAAAGAAGCUGUUUUUCAAAAUAAAAGAUGUGUCAAACAUCAGGGGCGUAUAAAAUAUUUACUUUUUUGACCAGCUGUUUGCGAACCUUCCAGAACGUGUCCGCGACCCACUUUGGUGUCAGGACCCACCAGUUGAGAACCCCUGCUGUGAACAGAGUUAUUCCCCCUCUUUAGUUUUAAACUGAUUUAAAGAUCGACUUAGAAAAAUCCCAGCCUGCUCCUUUAGUUUCUUCUUGUUUAUCACAUGUAUGCUGUAGUUUGCAGUUUAGUUUUCUGUUUAUCAGUGACUCUUGUCAUGUCCUCUCUUACUCCUGAGGGUUUUUUUCUAACAUAAACACACGAUCACACACAAUACCAGGCUGAUACGUCUUCUCCUCGUCGUCGUCCUGAUGUGGGUGGUGAAGUGGGUAAAGGGAGUCGGCACGGUGUCGCUUCCUGCUCUUCCUCAGAUAGUUGGUGAAAACACUCUUAAGGGAUUUCCUCCUUCACUUAGUGGCAGGGAAUGUGGCUGCCGGACAGAGACAGGGUGGACUCAGGAAGCUGGUGCAGCAGGAAAGAUAACCAAAACCUUUAGACAGUGCAGUGAGACGGCUCACAGAGCUUUGACGCGUUAAUAAAGGAGGCAGGAAUGAUUCACUCACAAUACUCUCUGAAAUGUGAUUGUGAUGUGAGCCAACAAUCGUUGAUUUAUGUCGAUUUCAGAGGAAAAAUAAUAUAUCAGAGUAAGCGUGCUCGUGCCCUCUAACACCAACUACUAUAUGUUAAAGCAGCAGUUUCCUGUGCUUUGUGGGUUUUUUUUUUUUCAGCGUGCAGGAUGUCUGAGCUCUUUCUAAUGGCUUCGGUCUGCACCUCGGCUCACACACACACACACACACACAUACAGGAAACUGUUCUGGCUUUUAGGACUCUGCUGCACGUUUGAAAAGCUUUACGGACAGUUUUUGGAAACGAGAGGCACGAAUCCAGGCUGUGCUGAAACCACAUCAUAAAUCAGGGAUGAUUUCAAGAGGAUGCAGAACUAAAACAAGGAGAUGAAAAUCUAUAAAUCUGGUUUCAGGCUUUUUUUUCGGCUCUCACUUUCAUGUGAUGACUGAAAAUUUGUGCAUCAGCUUGUUAGAGGCUCUUAAAGUAUAUUUUUAUUCUAAGUGUGCAGAACUAACCCGAACAAACGUGCCUUACAUGAAGAUUUCUUUGUAACAGCAUGAAUACUCUGUUAGACCAUCAUCAGACUGCAAGUUAGGUAAGAAAAAAAAGUGUCAUAAAAAAUGUGAUCUCUGAGGAUGCAUCAAAACAAGUUCAUCUGCAGCUCCUAAAAUAGUUUACAUGUGAAAGAAAAGCACAAAGAAAAGCACAAAUCAGGAUACCGUACAAGUCUGCAUCAUGAUUUAUUAAACUCCGUCUUUUUUUAAAGUGACUCAUUUCUGAGGCAAGUAAACCAAAAUUUAAAUUCCAACAAGCUGAAUCAUCUCAGAGUUAGAAAAACUUAAAAAAAAGUCAAAAUUGAAGAAAAUUGAUUAAAUACGGCUAAACUUAGGACGACCGAGUUUGGUUUGCUGGAUCUGACAGUAGCAGAGCCACAAUCAUCGCAGGUUAGCCCGUUAGAGACUAAUUGGUAAUCGGCCAAAACUGUGUUAACGGUGAAGCACCAUGUAAUAUGAAGCUAAAGUUAGAGUUAAAGACUUUAUCUCAUUUAUAAAGUUAAAGUUGAAAAUGCUUUUCUGGUCCCAGUUUGAUCAGUCGGUCUUCUGUCGGCGUGAGCACAACAACACACAACGUUAUUUCCGACUUGUUUUGAGUCUUCAAUGAGCGCAUCAAAUCCUCUUGGACCCUCUUACCCAACACACACACACACACACACACACACACACACACACACACACACACACACACACACACACACACCGCCGCAGCUGAAAAAAAUUCUCGGGGAAACACUGCGACAUUUAAUUUUAUCUCCAUUUUGCAGAUCAAAAUACCGACAAAUGAUAAAUACUCAAGUUUUCGUCAUCUGUGCUUGUUUACAUCCAGGUAGUCCAGCUUUACAGCAUCAUGUCAGCAGCUUUUAACCGGAGGUACAGCUCUGUUUAUUUUAUCUCUGAGAACUCUGAGCUGUAUUUGCAUGAAACCACAUUUUUUCAGCGAUCUAGUUUUAGAGAAACUGGAGGAUAAAUUACAGACUUGUGAUCAUGAGUGAGUCAUAACAGGAGAGUGAGGGUAUGAAACUGAGACUCUGCGUCACUUUACCUGUUAGAUUCCCACACAUCAAACCGACACAGAGAACUAAAAUCUCCACACCUGCAGCACUGAGAUUAAAAACUGUCACUAUAUACUGAAUUUCCCCUCGCUGGACUCGUAAAAGAAUAUCUUACCUUAUCUUAGCUUAUAUAAAUGAGGUAAAACUGCAGCAAAAUCAUAGUAGAUUGAACUAAACUGAAGAAGACAGAGAGAAGAUAGAUAAUGUUGUAACUGUCUUUUGUAAAUUCUGUGUUAUUUGCAGCUUUAUUGGACUUAAUUGUCAAGUUUAGUAAAACAGAGCUUUAGUCUUGAUUUAAAUCAGAAUUUUGAACAAAAUCUUUGGAUAAAAAAAGUACAAAACUGGCUGACACUUUUCAUUUAACGCUUAUUAAUCAAGAAUUUAAACUUUUUUUGUCAAAUAGAAAACAAAACUUUUCUGUAAAAAAGUUUUAGUCAUACACACUCCCUCUGAGUUAAACCUCAGACAGCUGUCGGGGUUUGAACUCAGACUACAAAUACUAAAAUCAAAGAGGAUUUUCUCCUCAGGAGGUGAAAACAGCUUUUUAUUGAUUUAUAUCGCCAACACUCCAAUAACUGUUCUAGUGUCAGUGUUUCAGUUGUGCUGCAGAUUUAAAAAAAAAAAAACCUCUCACGCAGGUUUCAAUCCACCCUCCAGUGGUUAAACCGAGCAGCUGGGGGUUUGAGCUUUUCCUGAUCUGAAACAGAUUUUUUAAAAUUCUGGUCUGUGUUUGCGUUUCUGCCCAGAGUCUCUUUACACACCUUCUGAAAAUCACACAUUCAGUCAGACAAGAGAGAAAAGCUUUAAUCCACAGUUUACCUGCCUCUGCCUUUAUCUUCCUAACGUUUAUAAUGCUGUGGAUUUAUGAGCAAACUACACAUUGAAUAAAACUAAAAGUUAUUGUUUAAUUUGCUUAUUGAUUACAGUGAUUAAUCUUUUUAAAAAACACAUUAUGCUAACUUAUUAUGCUGUUCAAAGUUUUUACAUAGUGGUGAUCAACAUCGACCUACAGCCAAUAUUCAAGGCCAAUACCAGGAUGUUGUAGUUGUCCUAAAAAAUAUAUUUUUUUAUAAUCACUUCCAUGAUUCUUUGCACAUCAUAAUCUAAUAUCCUAGGUUUUCCGAGUCAGUGACAUGUUUCAGACAGAUCUCAACUUUAAUUUUAACGAACAGAUCAACUCUGUGUGGUUGUUUUCUCUUAAAUGUUCUUUAUAAAUAAAUAGGAAUGGAAUUAUUUUAUAUUUUUACUCAAAUUUUCUCUUUUUUUAAUGAUUUAAGAUGGUUAGACGGAUAUCCAAUGGCAAUGUUUAACUUGGAAAAAUAUUCCUCUGUCUACACUUAUUUAAUAAAUGUUCAUGUUUAGCAGCUUUAUUUCUCAUUAGUUGGUAUUUUUAAUUUUUAAAUGCAAAAUUAAAUAAAUAAAUAAAUCCAUUGUUUCCCCGAAAAAUUUUUGCAGCUGUGGCGGUGUGUGUGUGUGUGUGUUUGUGUGUGUGUGUGUGUGUGUGUGUGUGUGUGUGUGUGUGUGUGUGUGUGUGUGUUGGGGGGGUCGUUGUUACCCUCACUCUCUUGCCGCUCCAGCAGCUAUGCUGUUACAUUCAUGUUACGUUACACGCGAUACUCCCUAUACAGACCGUGUAUAAGCUUGAACGUUACCCUUCACAUUAGUGGAAGAGGGUCUGUCAGGAUUCGAUGUUGAUGACUCAAAACAAGUCGGAAAUAACACCGUGUGUUGUUGUUGUGCUCACACAGUGCGAGUAGAAAUCAUUAGUGCUGCAUUGAUAUUAUUGAACAUGUGAAAUUUCAGUAGUGGCGCCGCUGUUGAAUGAAUGUAGGGGAAACACUGCUGAUACAUAUGAGUCAGAGGUAGAACUAUGUGAGAUAAAAACUACUUUUAUUUAGCUGUGGCGGUGCGCCAUGAUCAGUUGCAUGUAGGGGAAACCCUGAAAUCAAAUAAAACCAAUAAAAACAUGAUGUAUAUCUGUUAACCUGCUCUCUCAUUAUCAGUAUCAGGGCCUGUAAAUCUCCGAUCAGUCGACGUCUGGCUCAGUGUGUUUUUCUGUUUUAUGAAUCAAUUCAGUAUCGGUUUUCUGGCCAAAACAAACGUGCUUGUUCGGUUGAAAUGUUAAAUUAUGGAUUUAUAAAAUACGAAAAAAUGAUGACGUGCUUAGCGGGCCUCCUCUGUAUCAGUAUCAUCAGUAUCGGCCAUUAAAAACCUGCUUUUGGUGUGUCAAAAUAGUCGUUACAAAGAACUUAGAAAACCGACGAAAAUGCAGGUUUGUUAUUUUGAAGAGGCAAAACAAAAAUGUGAAUCAUAGUCUGUCAACAAAAUGACUAAAUACAACAGUAACACCAACAAAGCACUGAGGCAGAAAAAACGUUCUUGAGCACAUUAAUAAUCUUAGAUUUAAUCUGCAGUUUAAGGAAACUGAUUUACUAAACUGAAGGUGUGAUAGAUGUAUUUUGUAGUUUUUAAAGGUGAGAUGAACACGUUUAAGAGAAGCUAAUCAUCCUUUAACCCUCCUGCCGCGUUCUCAGGCUGAUGAAGUUGAACAGUAGGUCAGCAGUUUCACAUCAUUCAGGGGAACCGCACUCAUAAACAACCCAAUCACAGGUGAACCACACGACUUAUUACAGCCUGUCAACAUCCCAGCCCCGCUGUCGACCUGACAAACACUUCUCAGAACAGAACCAGUUCAGGCUUUUAAAGUUUUUUUUAUUUUCUCUUAGUCUGGUACCGGUGCACAAAGCAAACAUUGUGGUUUAAUGCCGAGCUGUUUGCAGACAACAUGCAUGCAGUGUGAAUUAGUGUAUUAUUGUGGUACGAGUUUUAACCUGGUGUUGUGGUUGAAUUUGUGAGUUUCCUAUAAAGUUUGUUAUUUUGUCAGAGCAUAAGAAUAAGAUGCACAAGGGCGCAAUGGUGCAGUCGUAGGACUACCAGAUUUCCUCAGGGAUGGAUCAAAUAUUCUGGUUCUGGUUCUGAAUAUUUGUUUGUUUUAGUACAAACUUGCUGGCCUUCUGGGGCAUCUUUGGAUGGAUGCAAACUGCAUUUCAUUGCUCUGUACUUGUGACAUGUGCAAUGACAAUAAAGUUGAAUUCUAUUCUAUUCUAAUGGACUGAUUCAAUGAGCUGCUCUUAUUGGUUAAUUAAUAACGGUGUCCCACAAGGAUCUAAAUUAGGCUCCCUGCAAUUUUUGUUUUUUCAACAUUUAUGCACUUGAGUAAUUUCCUUCUCACUAACACAGUGUGUUUUUUUAUGCAGACGAUCAAUUCUUUUAUUAUCAAAUAUUAUCUAAUGUCUCUGUUCGUCAUUUCUGCUGACUGUUAAAUGUUGCGAUGUCUUCAGUUCUGAACUGGUUUUGUUUGUUUGUUCAUCGUUUGUUUACUUCAGGUAGAGACUCUAAAAGUAAACACACUGUGGUCCUGUUCGUCACGUGUUCGUGUGCCCACACUUACGAGCGGAAAAAACACUCUGCAAUAAUCUAUCUCGCUGCAGUAUCUGUGUCGCUGGCGGUGAGGCGCAGGGCUACAUGUUUACAUCUUAAAGUCGUGUGUCACAUGGUCGUUCUCUCUUAUAGUGAAGAGUCUGCAUUAAAAUGAUAUGAAUUAGUCCUGGACAAUAAGGAGGCGGUGAGAGAGUGACGCUGCUACACUCAGGCUUUUGUUGAUUCUCACCGGGAGCCGAUCGAACGGGACAAACGUUUCAGUUUGAUCGUUUUAUUUUAACCGUUCAUGUUCAGGGACUGAGUUUAGUUUCUUGAACUUCUUGAAAGCUACAGAUCCACAUUAGAAAAUGACUAGUUUAAUCUAAAAUAAGAGCUGCUGUGACUCUAAAGAUAUUUUAAUAACCUUUUUUUAUAAAUGUGCUCACAGUCUCUCCAUCAGCUUUGUAUUUUCGCCCCCCUCAGUGGAUCUGAUGCUCUGCAGUGUGUGGAGCUCUAACACGCUCUAACUUCAGUGUAACCUCAAAGAUGUCAAAGAGAGGUUGUGAACGUUUCAGCACCAUCACAGGACACACCCUGCUGUGCUUUUGCACGUGUUUGUCCAGCUGUUGAACCCUCACAAGGCUUCACGCACGUUUCUCAGUCCGUGUCCUUUUGUUUGAGACUGUCUUGUUAUUUUGAAACAGAUUAUUUCUGGUCGUUCAGCCAAUAAAAACGAGGAUUGUCGUGAUAUUGAUCAGGGAUAAUCUCGAGCGGUGCUGCAACUCUUCGUACGUUGUGGUUGCAGAAAUGAUGAGAUAAUUUUCAGUCGAGUAGCAUUUUGCCAAUCGUGAUGAUAAUGAUGCCCAAACUUUCUAGGUCAGAUCUGACUAUAAGAAAGACUUUAUCUCAUUUAUAAGAAAGCUGAAGUUUCAUGCUCACAUCCUGUACCCACUCCUGGUGAUAAAGGAAAAAACACAGGGGUAUGGUAAGGUCAGCAGAGCUCAGAGCGGGUUUCAUUGGUUGGGAGUGGUUAUGUUUUUUACCCUCAGAGUGGUUUUUUUUUAAGAGUGCCAGCCUCUUGAAAUCUGUGUCACAGACUCAAAGACACCAGAGGAGGAUCAGGACAUGCUGAACACCUCAAACAGCUCAGGUAAGAUCACUUUAGGAGGAUCGAGAAAGAUUUUUAAUACAGAUUUAAAUCUCUAAAAAACAGGAUUUAAUGUUUUUACGUGAGUGGAUGAAAAAGGGGCAUUAACAAACUUUAAUAUGAGAAAUACAUCAUGUCCUACAAACUCCCCGAAAAUAUGUUUCUUCAAUACUUUAAACCGUUUUAUUCUGUUUAGAUCAUUAGAGUGACUUCUUAACUGAAUCUGAGGGAACGACGUGCGCUGUGGUUUUUGGUUUUAUGACUCAGAUUCACAAGUUUGAUGAAUCUUUGUAUUUUUAACAGGAUUAUGUCAUCUGCACAAAAACUUAUCAACAGGUUAAUUAAAAUAUCUAAUAUCUCCUGUGGUUUUCACUUUUCAUACUCAGAAAUAGAUCUCAGUAUCGGGCAAAGUGAGAAAAUCAUGAAAUGUUAAUUAAAAAAUGUCCAAAUUAAUAAGAAACAGAAAAGGAUUGAUGUAAAUUAAACUGAACAUGCUGGUUAAAAAACUUUUUCAAACUUUCUAGGAAAAAAGGUUAGUGUGUGUUUGUCCCCCCGCCACUCAAAAUAUUGCUGUUGACCCUUUACAAGAAAAGCAGAAAUGAAUCAGGAGCGACAUGUGACACCUGUCAUCUCAAAACCGCUCAUGGGUUCGCACACGCCAGAACCCUGACGGUCGGUGUGUCUCAUACAGCGGAGGAAAAUAACCUAAUUUCUGUGAUGUUGCCACAUAUUUUGCAAAGGUCAGCUGUGACAAAAGGACACUGAGGGGAAGUGCUGCAGUGGAAACGAUGUACAGUAGAACUCAAAGUGAUUUAUUUCAUAUCUGAUCUGACUGAAAUCUCGCCCUGAUGAGAAAGAAUAAACCUGCGAGUGAAAGUGACUUAAAACUUUACUAAAAUCAGUUAAACAACAACCAGUUAGGCAAAAAAAAAAUCAGAAACAAACUGUUUAGAUAUUCAGGAAGCCUUAGUGGGUGCAUAGUCACAUGUAUGAAUUUGUAUUAAACGAGGACAAAUUUGUGAUUUGUUUCCACGGCUACAAAUCUGCUCCCACAGACUUAAAACUGGGUGAACAGUUUACAAACUGAUGCACAUGGGUCACAAAUCAUAUCCUACAAAUGAAAGAAUCUGUCCCCAUAAUUUCAAGUCCUACACACGAAUAAAGAGCCGUACACACAGAUUUGCACACUUCUUAUUUUUGACACGGCACCCACAAAUUUAAGUCCUCGUCUUCAAGCAAAAAAAGCUUUCUCUACAGAGCAAAGAAAAGUGAUUUUUCAGCAAAGAUUUCCUAACAAAAGGACCUCUAAUGGAAUAAUAAUUUUCCAUGUAAAAGUUCCAUGUCAUAUUUAAGUUAAAUGAGGUACCAGGUGAGCUUGGCGGUAAGCCAUGAAUCCAGAAGCUGUAGUCCGUGUUGCAGAGGUAAUUAGCUCAGUUUCCAGCCUCAGCCCAUUAAUAAUAAUUAUAAUAAUAAUAAUAAUAAUAAUAAUAAUAAUAAUAAUAAUAAUAAUGCAUCAGAUUUCAUAUAGCGCUCUAUCAGAGACCCUCAAAGCGCUUUACAUUGGAUCCAUCAUUCAUUCAUCCACUCACACAGUCACACUUUGGUGGUGGUAAACUACCUUCGUAGUCACAGCUGCUCUCAGGCAGACUGACGGAAACGUGGCUGCCAUUUUGCGCCUACGGCCUCUCCGACCACCCCCACACAACACUCACAAUCACACACCAGUGGAGGACACACACUGGGAGCAAGGUGGGUUAAGUGUCUUACCCAAGGACACAACAGACAGACUGGAUAGAGGCGUGUUAGUGACUCCUGACUGACUUUUCCCUCGACCUUUUCUAUCUCAGCUGUCCAAUCUGAAAACACCACAUAGACCCCCCAGGGCAAUUUAUAUCAAGUAUAAAAUAAAUAGAAAGUUAAUAAAAAAUAAAAAGUGCACAAGAUUUGAUUCCAGUUUGACCAGAGUUAGUUAUAAUUAAAAAAAGAGAAAUAGUUGAGAAAUUUGAGUUUUUGAAUCCGUUGCAAAAAAUAUACACGCCAAACUGAGUGAAUUUAACUUAGACUCUAAUUUAAACUGCAAUAAAUAAACAGCUUGAUGUAAUUUGAACACAAUUUUUCACUUUUUGAAACAUAAAUAAAUUGAAGAUUAUUCAAUCAUUGUCACUAACCGUAUCAGGUUGUCAAUUAUUAUUAAUUGUUAAAUUUAGAUUUAACCGUAUCGAAGUUUUUUGCGCCAGAUAAAAUAAAUAAAAUAAAAAUUAAAAAGUGUUAAAAGUAGAUUUAUAAAAGCUCUACACCUUUAGUUUAAAAAAAACAUUCAUCAAAGUUUUAAUGUUGCGGUGAGUCAUAAAGACUUCCUAAAAUUGUGUCUUUGCAUGUCUGACACUCACACUCACACUCACACACACACACACACACACACACACACACACACACACACAUAUUGUUGACAGGAAAUAUCUUAAAGUGACUGAUGAGUCAGACUCAGAGCAGAUUAGAGCCGCUGACGGUAGGCUUGGCAGUGCCAGUGACAUAAAAAAAGAAUAAAUGAUCAGAACAAAUGAAUUAAAAUAAGAGCAGGCUGAGAACCGAACCAGGUGGAACUCCAUUAUUGAUUUGAAGCAGCAGGUUUAGAGGAAGUUUCAGGUUACAGUUUCUAAGUUUGACUCUCUUUGUUAGUGUGAUGUUGUAAAAGAAGCUUCAUAUAACUACGGCUGUCAAACAGAGAAAAAAAUCAGCUCAGAGAUCGAAUAGGUUCAAUAAAAGCUGCUGCUCUGUAAACUACGAUCAUAAAAUGACUUUUUAUGUUCGAUGUCUUCCCGUCUCAAACCCCUUAUGUCGAAGUUUGUCAGUCUGGAAAUCUGUAAGUUAUAAAGAAGUCAGACUAACAAGCCGAACACAGAACUGCUUCACAGAACUUCUGUGUUCAGCUGCUGUGGUCCGAAUCGUCUGAUUUUAAAAUUAAUGCAGUAUUUUUGUGUUUUAAACUGUAUAACCUUACUUCUAACGCCAACUGUAACAAAGUAUUUGAUAACACCGUUCAUUGGAAGGAUUUACAGAAGCUUUUAGUCAUACAUCUUCACUGUUUGUGGUGAAAACUCUUUCUCUAAAUGUGAAGUUUACAGUUUAAAACGUCAGACAGUCACUCCUAACUCGCUCUUCAUUUGUAGGAUUUCCAUAAAACACCCCCCUCUGAUGCUCUGAUGUUCCUCUUACCUUAGUGUCCGAGUCCACCAAAAAUCCAGUUUAAUAGCCUGAUUACACGGAGCACAGACUUGUCAGUGUCUCACAGUAAAGUGGUAAAUGAUGAUUGUGGAAACUGCUUUUAAGGACUGCUGGCACGCGACACUGACUGAUCUGUAAACCUCGAUGCUACCCACCAUUUCCCCUGUGCCAACGACCUGAGGCCGGUGUCACGCAACCUGCUUCAAAAUGACUCAAAUAUGACAGCUGCUUACUAAACUGAAGAACGGGGCUGCUCGUCUCUCACUUUCAGCCUGAAGGUGGAGGAGUCGGUGUUUCCAGAUAUCCUGUUUUAUACAGUAGUAACACUGCAUGUUUGAGACGAUAUUUAGUCGACACAUUGGUUUCUAGAUUCAUAGUAUUAAGUCUGUCAUGCAGAGUCUAACUGUUUAAUAACACAGAUGAAGUAAGAGUCAUUUUACUCUUAAUGUCACAGGACUACACACUCUUUUGUAGUUUUAAGACUAAUCUGAUAACUGACUCCAUUUGUUCGCAGAUAUGAACAAAAUCCAGACCUACGAGUUUGUAUCAGUGAAGAAUUCUGCUUAUCAUAAUCAGAAAUUAUUUUUUAAAUUUUAUUUUAUUUUUUCGAACAUGUGUGUGCAACACAAGAAAGUAAACUGAAAACAAACAAUCAAACAAAACCGAUGAGAAUAUUCAAAACAUCAAAAACAACAAUCAAAGCAAAAAAAUAAAGAAGUAAAAUAAAUACUAGUAAUAAUAAUGUGAACCCAAAAUGUCCGAAAAGGAGUAGGAUGAAGCGUUAUGCUUAUUUAAACCAUAGACUUAAUGGACGCCGUCUGCCUCCUCACUGGGUGAGGCCACUCAGAGAACAGCACCCUCUGGUGACGGGCUGCAGUAUAGGUCAUAAAUCCCGCCUCCUUAUGGGGUUUAAAAAUUAAUGACAGAACAUAAAUGUUUCUCCCCCCUGGUUGUGAUGUUGACAUGUAGUUACUGUCAGACUGGUUUGUGCUCAAGUCCUCUUUUUUUCUGUACAGCUCCGUUUUUAAAAGUUAUCAGGGGGGUUCAUGUUUACGAAGACUGCGUAGCUCACCUGGGGGAUACGCUGUCUGAGCCGAGCAUCAUCACAGCGACUCUCGCGCAGAAUGCGUACAACGCUACUGCGCAAUGUUGGUUUCAGGAAAUGAAGAAAGAUCGCAGAAAUACCGAGUACUUUUCGCUUCAAAUCCGUAUACUGGCGGAGGGCGGAACCAAGUCAUCCAGAGUAAAUACAGUCUAUGAUUUAAACCUACACCUUCUCCACUACUCAGUUAACAGUCAGUUUCUCCAACAUAUUAACAUAAUAUGUACAAAAAAUAGAAAAUGAAUAGAGUAAAUAAACAAAUUUUAAUUCAUGUUGUCAACUUGUGGCUGAUACCUUUUAAAAAAGAUGAAUAUAAAACAUAUUUGGUAAAAUGAUUUGACAAUAAGAAGAUUAAAACUGCAGAUGAGGUUGUUUAAGAUUAUCACAGUACUGGUUGCUCAAUGUUGUGGCUUUGUAGACGCAUGGCAACUUCCCUCUGACUGACUUAUCAGUGAGUCUCCAGCCUGUUUAUAUAACUGUUUAUCCUCCAGAUGAAAGAAAAGCCCCGUGUCUACUUCUUCUUUUACGCCAAAUGAUUCUCACUCUUUGUUUUCCUCAGCAGCGAUGGAUUACAUCUCUGACUUCAUUGACGACGAAGACGAUGACUAUGAUUACUCUAACUACUCUCAGGGGAAUUUAACCAACGCCUCUGACUACGACCUUUCCUCUUACUGGUGUAUGGCGGACGCUGAGCAGGAGUUCAUCAUCAAAACCUUCCAGACGUGUGUUUUCUGUCUUAUCUUCCCGCUGGGCUUCAUGGGAAACGGCCUGGUGAUGGCCACCUAUGCCCACUACCGCCGUUUUCACCAUCGGUCCAUGACCGACAUCUUCCUGUUUAACCUGGCGAUGGCUGACCUCCUCCUGCUCCUCACGCUCCCUCUACAGGCGGUCUACACUCACCUGGGCUGGAUCUUCCCCAUUUUCCUCUGCAAGGCCAUGCGCGCCUGUUAUGCUAUCAAUACGUACAGCGGCCUCCUGUUGCUAGCCUGCAUCAGCGUUGACCGCUACAUGGUGGUGGCUUGGGCGCAGGAUGUUCUCAGGCUGCGCAGUAAGAUUUUAAGAGGAGGAAAAGUCGCCGCUGGAGGCGUCUGGAUCGCAGCGGGACUCCUCAGCCUGCCUGAGAUCAUCUACUCUGGAGUGUUGGGGUCUGAGGGUGACUACUACUGCGGCAUGAUCAACAGUGGAGGAGUCAAGAUGGCGACCAACGGCACCAUCAUCGCCGUUUUCUGCCUGUCCUUCUUUGUCAUGGUCACCUGCUACUCCCUGAUCGCUCACGUGCUGUGGGAGGGGCACGCACAUCGGCGAGGGAAACAGUGGCCUCGUCAGCGCACUCUGAAGCUGAUGGUCGCUCUGGUGCUGGUGUUCCUGGUGUUCCAGCUGCCGUACACGGUGGUGCUCUCUCAGAAGAUGUCGGGUCAGUUCUGCGGCCUCCUGCUGGAGUACAUCACCUGCACGUUGGCGUACACCCGCUGCUGCCUCAACCCCGUCCUGUACGCCUUGGUGGGCGUGCGCUUCCGCAAAGACGUGAUGAGGCUCCUUCAAGAUACGUGCUGCCGCUGUGGGUUCCAGCUGGUGCCGCAGACCGUCAGCUCCACCUCCAUGUCCCCCUCUUUACCUGUGCUCACAGUUUGCUCUCCAACUUCUCCUGAACGCAGUUACCAGAGCGACGACAAGUUUCACUUUCCAGGAUCCAAAUAAAUUUUACAACAAACCAAAAACUUUGAAAUGCUUUUGCACGUACUCUAUUUACUUUUAAAAGUUUUAUCUAAAAAUGUAAGCAAUAAAGUCUCUCAGACAGGCAGUAAAAAUCGGACAGUAGUUUUGGUCGUCUUCAGGCUCAGGGUGGGAAACUGAAGCGCUGCUGUGCUGCUGAACCUCAGGUUGUAAAUAUUAAUAAAGGUUAGUCGACAGUAAAUGUUAUUUCAACAAGUUAAAUAAGACAAUUCUGUGAGUAUCUUCAUCGUCACACGCUCUGUAUGUACAGAGGCGGACCCUCGCUGGGCAGUUUAUGUGGAUGUACCUUUAAGACGCAUCAUUAUGUGUCUCAUGGGAGCGUUUCAGGCUCAGUUAUGCACCGACUUGCUGGUUUACACAGGCUGAAUGUGUUUGUAAGUGGCUUUUACUGCUUUAAAAAGCUGUUUUUACUCAUGCUGCAUCAGUGUCGAUCUGGACCGGCAUAAGAAGACCCCCUUUGCGUGAAGUCGAGCCCUGCAUGUCAUUUUAAAGAAGUGUUUAACGCUGCAGAAAGUGUUACCGUGAUUUAGGUUCAUCGGUGCAAAUCUGAUUUUUGCGAUCUUUGAACCACAGACCCUCGGCUGUGCAGUGUGCGAUCCUGGUUGCUAAAUUAAAUGGUUCUCAUGACUUCGUUUAUAUGUUGCUGUAGAUGUCUGACAUAUUCAUAGGAGACAGGGUUACCCACUGAAGGCGUGGUUUGUUGCUGCAUUCAAGUCAAGUUAUUUUGACACGCUUAACACUUGUUCGGACAAGGAAAGCGCUAAAAUAACUUUCGUAGAUGUAGCCAUCUUGUUUCCGCCUCUGAUUUUGCUUUUUUCCGACUUGGUAACUGAAAUGCUGGUCACUCAGGUGUGACGCCAUUUCGAAAAAUCGGAAUUGUGCAUCAUAACCUGCAGUGUGAACGUAGUUUUUCUUUCUCUGCGCUUUGCUGACCUGCCCACAGGAAGCACACCUCCUUAUAUGGUGCUCACUGUCUCUUCAUGGGCGGGGAUUAAAGCCGAUUGCAGUUCAUGAUUGAUUGGCGUUUCGUGAAGAUACAAAUGUUUCGUGUUCUUGAAUCCGGUUUUUAGUACCGAGGACUUUUAAGUAGCGAUGUAUGGAUUUAGUAAGGUGUCGUUUUAUUUUGAAAAACUAACCUGAUUUCUCUCUGGAGUUUUUUGUCUUUUCAGUUGCUGAUCUGUCUUAAAGUUAGUGUAGUUUAAACUCAGGUGGUUAUUGUAAAGGUACAUUUCGUCUUAAAGCACCAAACUCCACUGAGGGUUUCAUUUAUAAAGCAGUAGUGUUCGGUGGUUUUAUCAUUUUUCUCUAAAAGGAGGAAGUAUCGUCUGUUUCUGGGUUGUUCAAAGUCGUUUCACCUUCCUGUCAAACGUUCACGGUACGUUCUGUACAUCUUGUGCUCUUUACAUUUUUCUGCUUAUGAUUCAAUAAAGUCGCUCUUUUUCUUUCAGCCGUCAUGAGUUUUUUUGUUUUAACACUUUGUUGUCGACACACUUCAUCUGUUGCUCAAAAAGUCUUGAGGUUUUGGUCACACUGUUUGUUUGGUCUGGGGUUUUUCUUCUCAGCCAUCAGGUGACAAAAGCAGUCGGU